Messenger RNA from Nymphalis io (European peacock), 831 nucleotides. RefSeq lists its product as uncharacterized. Lineage: Eukaryota; Metazoa; Arthropoda; Insecta; Lepidoptera; Nymphalidae. The coding region runs from base 109 to 828 and encodes 239 amino acids. The record is from RefSeq and is a predicted model, not a curated record. The transcript has 5 exons.
CAAAUCUAUAUUCAUAUGUAUUAGGCAAAAUAUAUUUUUAUAAUUAUUUACAUACAUGCCAUAAAGCAAAUUAAAAAAUAAAAUUGCUAGUGUUCCAAGGCAGUUAAGAUGCCUAAGAAUAAACAAAACGUCCAAGAACAACCUAGAUCGAAACUGGACAACCUUACAUCUAAGUCCGAUCAAAAUGUUAAGCUUUUGAAAGAUGUUAACCCCGAGUCUCAAAAAAAAGCGGGUUCACGCAUUCGACGAAAUAUGGAGCGAGUAGAGAUGCUUGCCCGACCGACUGCUCGACGUUUGCGUUCACUGUGGGAUGAGAAAUGUGCUAUACUACCACGUGACAGAAGGGAUAAAAUUAAAAGCGCACUUGAAGAGGAUUACUUCCUUAGUCCAGAACAAACAGAGCAAUAUUUUCAAGCACUGAACGAGUCGUCCAAAAUAUGGUCCGGUCCCGGCGGGAUGGUUAAUCGGAAGGAGAACGUGGAGAGGUCCCGGGAGCUGCGACAGAGGCAGAAAUGGCUCAUUGAUUUUAGUGCACAGGUGGCGUACCGUCUCUGCGAUUAUAUCGCUAAAGGACAAAAGGAAAUGUUGGUUUCGAAUAGAUUGAGAAGUAUUGCAGAUGUUGUGUUAGAAAGGGUGGCCGAAAUAUUAGGAGAACCAAAACCAUCCCGUACACAUCCUGGUCGUCUCCCUCGCUUCAUGGUCGCAAUAUCUGACCGUAUCGCUGUUUGGAUUGAGAACGCGGUGUAUCGUGCUGAUGCAGUAGAGCCUUUCGAGUCUGGUGCGGAUGAGCACAUGCGUCUUGAUUCGGAAAAACCACUUAUCUCUUAAUUA